AUGACCGGAGAGGAUUCAGAUAACCCAUUUUCAAGUAUUAUUGGUGCUAUACUUGCAGUAUAUGAUUGGUCCUCAAUUUCAUUAGAUAUAUGGAAUUUUUGGCCACUCACUAUAGUUAGUGUAAUUGGCAAUUCAUGGAAAGAAAAAUCAAAAAAAAUGAAUGAAAAGCCAUAUCCUAAAAUUUCAAAAUUACGUAAGAGUAAAUUCCAAUCUUGGUCGAUUGAAAUGUGUAAAUUUGUAUGGAGCAAAGAGGAAGAAUUUUUAUAUGACUUUAUGG
Messenger RNA from Racocetra persica, 277 nucleotides. The record is from the annotation of a GenBank genome assembly. Lineage: Eukaryota; Fungi; Glomeromycota; Glomeromycetes; Diversisporales; Gigasporaceae.